Molecule: messenger RNA, 1734 nt
Organism: Penicillium malachiteum
Lineage: Eukaryota; Fungi; Ascomycota; Eurotiomycetes; Eurotiales; Aspergillaceae
Product: homeobox domain-containing protein
Exons: 2
Coding region: 1-1734 (577 amino acids)
Biological process (GO): regulation of DNA-templated transcription
Molecular function (GO): DNA binding
Source: RefSeq, a predicted model, not a curated record
AUGGAUCCUCACAACAAAUCUCCUUCUCCUUCUCAAAUACAACCAUUUCCUGAUUAUGGAGGUUUACAAGACGGUAUCCCAGAGACCUGGAUAUCAAAUGCUACACAGGAAGAUGCCCUGGCACCGCUGAAUGACUUAUACUUCUCCUCCGCGGAAUCCAUCGAUUUAUGGGCACCAUGGGGAACUCUCGAACCACCACCCUUCGACGAGCUUGAACAAGGCCAUUCAACUUCACAACCUCAUACCGAUGAGCCGCCCGAGACUUUCCAGAAUGCGACCAUAGACGACAUCGCGCUUGGGUUUCACCCGGCGACACAAUCGUCGGUUUCUAAGUGGCUGAAUGGAGCAUUCUGCCCUCCAGAUCCCUGUACCCACUGCCGUAGACAUCGCCUGCAGUGUCUGAUCAUCCGUACCACAGCAGCGAACCCAAAUCCAGUCUCGGCAUGUUCUAGUUGUGUAGCUCUAUUUCGGGAAUGCAGUCUCUCAAAGGGCGAGAAACGUCUCCCCUCUGGAUUUGAGACCUUUACACCUGUAUUGGGCCAUUUACACGGCCUCCCAGAAGACAUUGAUGAUGAUGGAAAUCGAAUAAUCCCCAGCGUGGAAGAUAGAGAAGGACGAAAGGACACUAAACAGUUUGUUAGGAAAGGAGCUCGAAUCCUACGAGAAUGGCUUUACCAAAAUCAAGAAUUCCCAUAUCCCACUACAGAACAAAAGGAUCGAUUGUCACAAGAGACUGGGUUCUCAGAUAAACGCAUCUCUACGUGGUUUGCGAAUGCCCGUCGUCGGCAGAAACAAAAACUUCAAACUUUAAGACAUGCGUCGACAACGCGGCAUCGCGCUGGGUCUCCCAUGAUUACUGACACUUUGAGCUCAAUGACUCCUAUGGAACGUUGGAAAGCAUCGCCACCUGAAGAUGAGCCAGUCGCAGAAUACGCAAUCCAAGAUGCGAUCGCAUCCAAUGAUCUAGAUAUUACACCAGAUCUCUUUGAUUUCGAUAUGUCUACCAUGGAUUUAUUCAAUUUCGACGAGUCAUCGUCUCACUUACCCUCAUCAGCAUCUAGUUUCGGGAGUCGGGCAUCAGAGACAUCCGGAAGUAUUUCAUCGGCGUGGAGCCAUCAUUCCGAAGAAGGAAAUGUGCCGUUCUCGUUGCUCCCUAAGAAACAGCGGUCGCGACGACGAAGGGAUGCCACAUCGGAGGAACAUCAAUUCCAGUGCACAUUCUGUACCCGAUCAUUCAAAAAGAGACAUGACUGGGCCCGUCAUGAAAAGAGUGUUCAUAUCUCGUUUGAGAAUUGGGUAUGCACACCCGAACUAAAUGAACUACUGAAUGGGGAAUUCUUGGCGACCGAGUGCAAGUUCUGCGAUACAGUUUUUCCUGGUCCCACUCAUAAUGAAGAACAUGAAUUCCAGAUUUGUGCUGCAAAGCCAUUGGCGGAAAGAUCAUUUACUAGGAAGGAUCACCUGUGGCAACAUCUUCGGAAAUUUCAUGGGUGUACUAAGAGUCCUAUGCCUGAUCUCGACGCGUGGCGAGGGUCUGGUGCCCAUCUUGGCAGUCGAUGUGGGUUCUGCAAUUGCCCACUCCUAACCUGGAGUGAGCGCACCGAACAUCUGGUCGGACAUUUCAGAGAUGGAAUGCGCAUGAAUCAAUGGAUUGGUGAUUGGGGACUAGAUCCCUCUGCUAUGGCUAUUCUUCGUCAUGCUGUGCUUCCAAAUCAACGGUCCUUGGAGCAUUGA